Mizuhopecten yessoensis (Yesso scallop) is the source of this 4028-nucleotide messenger RNA. Its product is annotated as adenylate cyclase type 2-like. Gene Ontology annotation, biological process: adenylate cyclase-activating G protein-coupled receptor signaling pathway; cAMP biosynthetic process; adenylate cyclase-inhibiting G protein-coupled receptor signaling pathway. Bases 747 to 4010 code for a protein of 1087 amino acids. Gene Ontology annotation, molecular function: adenylate cyclase activity. Gene Ontology annotation, cellular component: plasma membrane. NCBI's taxonomy places the organism in Eukaryota, Metazoa, Mollusca, Bivalvia, Pectinida, Pectinidae. The transcript is spliced from 24 exons. The record is from RefSeq and is a predicted model, not a curated record.
CUCUUUAAAUAAAUUUUUUUUGAUGUGACGUCACUCCAAUGUUGUUGUGAAUCUCCUUUCAUCACUUUCCCAAAAAUCAUCAAUGCGGUUUCCGAAUGCUAUUAGAUUUGGUGCUUGAAUAACGUUCUCGGGCACAUUGUGACCCCCGACUACGAAGCACAGGUUCUUCAUACCAGUGUAUGUUGAACUGACAUAUAUAUAAAAGUUAAGAAAUAGGUACACGAAAUGUGACAUGCAAAUCACGCGAGCCUGCGGCAGUUGUUAACCGACACAGGCGUGUCAUGUUUUGGAAAUUACCGAUGGUAUUUUAAGUUGCUUAGAGUGAUCGCCACGCCAUCCGUCAGAGGACAUGAUAUGAUGUUGCAGAGUGUUACAUAACUCGAUAUGUAUAAUCGAUGUAUAUCCCCGUCCGUUAGUGGAGCUGGACACUAACACAGCUCGUCACAACUGUUCCAUUGCAUCUAAUGUUCCGGAUCUUACUUCCCGGCCUUCCGACUCACGGUUUAGUGUGUACGAGACGAUCACUGACAGGUACCUGACCAGCCGACAGGUGUUCACUUCCAGAGGUGUGACAUUUACAGAAAUGCAACAUGUUUUGAUGAUGUGAUCUAGAGACCUGUGCAGUGUGCAGUGCUAUCGUACCUGCAGAGUUUAAGUGAUACUUCUGGAUUAACGCACAAGUGCUCUUACUUGGGAUAUAUGUCUAUAAUUCGUUGAAGGAUUCUAUGGAUUAAGGAGCAGUAGAAAUGUCUGGUCGGGCGACCUCCUAUCUGUUUGGGCAGGUCCCACCCCCCGGGCAGUACGGGACCCCCUAUCAACCCAAUGUCAAGUCACCAUGGGAGGAGAUCUCACUAGCCCAUAUCAAGGAGACCUUCCGCAGCCUACAGAUAGAGGAGAUGUACCAGUGUUACUGUGCGAUGAUGAAGAGGUCGCUGGUCGUCGCUCUCCUCACCCUAACCAUCACUGUCUCAAUCAGCAUCAUCGUCUAUCACCUCGUCGUCUGUGAGACGUUCACUGACCCGACUACCCAGGUUCACAUAGCCACACUGGGCUGCGGUGUCCUUGGUAUGCUGGGGAUCAUGUUGGUGGUCGUCACGGAAAAGCUCUACCUCAAGUGUCCGUCUGUCGUCUCUGUCAUCAUCUGGAUCCUCCUCCUCGCUGUCAUCAACAUCUACUACAACGUUCCUGGCGAUCACCGUGAGCCGUCUGACGACAUCGCCAUCGUGUUCUACACCACGCUUGUGUGUCACAUGAUGCUGCCGCUGUCGAAGCGCUGGUCUCUCUGUCUCGGCGUCCUCACCACCGUCCUGGAGACUAGCACUGUCGGAUUUCUAACAAAGGAUAAAAACUUUCUAUUUAUUCAGAUAGCCUGUAAUCUAGUGAUCCUGCUGUGUGGUAACAUGGUGGGGCUGUAUCACAAAUACCUAACAGACAUCACACACAGAAACACCUUCCUUGAGGCACGCAACUCUAUCCAAUCAAUGGUCAAGUUAGAACGUGAGAAACACCAACAGGAGGAGUUACUAAACAGCUGCAUGCCUCCUGACCUUGUGGAGAAGAUGAAGGAAGGUAUUACAAAAACAGUCCUCAGUAAACAAACUAAGCCCUCACCAUUCCAUGACCUGUAUGUUCAGCAGUACUCCAAUAUCAGUAUUCUGUAUGCCGACAUAGUAAACUUCACCCCUCUGGCUGCAGAAUGCACUGCUUCCGAAUUGGUCAAGAUGUUAAACGAACUGUUUGGGAGGUUUGACCAGCUAGCAGAGAAACACCAGUGUAUGCGGAUUAAGAUUCUUGGAGAUUGCUACUAUUGUGUAUGUGGACUGCCCCUCCCCAACCCAAAGCAUGCUAUCAACUGUGUAAACAUGGGCCUCAAGAUGAUCGAGGCCAUUCGAGAGGUGCGGGAGGCCACAGGGGUCAACGUGGACAUGCGGAUCGGUAUUCACAGCGGCAUGGUGCUGAGUGGAGUGCUAGGUCUCUCUAAGUGGCAGUAUGAUGUCUGGUCAGAUGACGUCACGCUGGCCAACCACAUGGAGUCAGGAGGCCUUCCUGGAAAAGUCCACAUAACAGAAAGCACUCUGAGAUUUCUCUCUGAGGAGUUUAAGGUGGAACCAGGAAAUGGAGCACGUAGAAAUUCCUACCUUUCUGAACAUAAUGUUGAAACCUUCUUCAUCGUCCCUAAAACUAGAGAGUUUGAUGAGGGAAGGAAGAUACGUUCAAGAUUUGAGAGUUCACUACGUGCCUCUCUACGAGUAACAAAGUACCUGGAGAGCUGGAAUGUGGACAAACCCUUCGCAAAUCUCCGUGUUAGCACCAUGGCGACAAAGCUUCUCAGUGUCACACUCAUUCCUAGCCUGGCAUUUCUUGACUCUAACUUGGUGCUCAACUCCAUCGUGGACGACCAAAGUGUGGUAGCCAUGAGUCAGCAGUUUCAGGGAGAAGUCAAUGCAGAGCUGGCGAGGAAGUCCAAGGACCUGGGCAAGAAAAGUUCCUGGCGGUCUGAGGGAGACUUUAACUGGCUGCUGUUGACGUUUAAGAAUGGGAUGGAGAAGGAGUACUCAAAGAGACCUAACCCCUCCUUCAGGAUUGGUGUGCUGUGCAUCGCUGGUAUAUUUGUAGCAGUACAGGUCAUACAGGUCAUCCUAUCACUGGGGGUUCUAAGCGGCACCUGGUUUGGAAGUGCUACUGUUGGAUUUGCAUUCUUUUUAUCUGUGAUAUUCAUCUGCUUUAUUGGAGACUUCCUGGUCUCUGAGGACAAGGGAGUGAUCAUUGGCAUUCUUGCCCACCUGUCUGGACUGACCAAGAGGAGCGCACUGGUGCGAAUCAUCCUGGCCAUUCUGUGUGUAGCCGUAGUCUGUGUUUCCUCCAUUAUCAGUGUGGUGGACUAUGAUACCUGUGAUAACUGUAUACUUCUGACCAAUGACAGUCUGGUCAACGCCACGGAGGAUGUGAAAUUUUACGGGGCACCUGUGUAUUGGACACACAUCAGCCUUCUUGGUCUGGCUUCCACCAGUGUCUUCCUGCAGAUUGGUUACCUCAUCAAAAUGGCCAUCAUGAUGGUUGUCAUGGUGAUGUAUAAUCUUGUGUUCCACCUGAUGCCAGUGUUUGGGACAGAUCUACAUACACAAUUCAGCAAUGUGCCUCCUCUAGAUUUGACCAUAGCAACUUCACUCUUACUGGCGCUCAUAUACCUGACCUUGUUCUUCAUUGACCGACAGGUGGAGUAUACUAACAGACUUGAUUUUCUGUGGAGGCGACAGUUCAAUGAGGACACAGAAAAUGUCAAGGUCACAGCUGAGGUCAACAAGCAACUACUACAGAACAUCCUGCCCCAGCAUGUGGCCGAGUACUUCAUCAGGGGUACUCGCAAGCAUGAUGACAUGUACAGCGAGACGUAUGGGUGUGUAUCAGUCAUGUUCGCGUCCAUACCAAACUUCCAGGACUUUUAUCAACAGAGUGCGGCCAAUCGCAACGGUCUCGAGUGUAUCAGAGUUCUCAAUGAAAUCAUUGCCGAGUUUGACCAGAUCUUGUCCAUGUCCGGGUUUUCUGCUGUUGAGAAGAUAAAAACGAUUGGGAGCACAUACAUGGCUGCCACGGGUCUACAGCCCGGCCGUGAGGAUAUCAUGGACCCUACAGAGAGGCACAACAACAUAGUUACCAUGACAACAUUUGCUUUAAGCAUGAUGAAGAAGCUUAAUGAGAUAAAUACCCAUACUCUUAACCACUUCAAACUCAGGAUAGGUGUAAACCACGGGGCGGUGAUAGCGGGUGUGAUCGGGGCCAGGAAACCUCAAUAUGAUAUCUGGGGGGACACGGUCAAUGUGGCCAGUCGUAUGGACAGCUCUGGAGAGAUGGGCAAGAUACAGGUACCAGAGACAACAGCACAGUACCUUUUUGAUAAGGGGUUCAAUAUCCAUAAAAAGGGCCUCACUAAGAUCAAAGGUAAAGACCCAAUGACUACUUAUUUUGUGUUACCAAAGGUUGACUCACCAGACUCAGUGACCCCUCUAUGACCUUUAUAACAUUCAUCU